Molecule: messenger RNA, 777 nt
Organism: Daldinia loculata
Lineage: Eukaryota; Fungi; Ascomycota; Sordariomycetes; Xylariales; Hypoxylaceae
Exons: 2
Coding region: 1-777 (258 amino acids)
Source: RefSeq, a predicted model, not a curated record
AUGGCUUCCAAAGCACUCCUAAUUGAAUUCCUUCCUAAAGAAGGAUUUCAAUGGUCUACCAACAGCGGGGCUCAUUUCAUCCGAAAUGACCAAGCUCGUAGGGUUGUUCGUGCAAUGAAAUUGGCAGGGCGACGUCUCGAUGAAUCGGUCUGUACAGAAUACAUUGCCCAUCUUUUCAACACCGCGAAAGACAUGGUACAUCGUUGCCGGGCAUUUGACCCUCCUUCCUUCUGGGAAUUUGUUAGCCGCCGUGUCUCAUGGGCACAACGUAUUAGCCCAGACGAUCUGUACGACCUAUCGAUUCGAAUCAUCUCAGCCAGACGCAUCUUUCUCGAUCAAACGGAUUACUGGGCGGAUAUGAAAACGGAGGGAUCCAAGGACAUCCCGGACAGCUACCUCAUCCGCGUCUUCAAUGAGGCCAACACGGCCGUGGACAGCUUUACCAGUGCAGUGGUUGAUACCUAUAGAAACCACACGAAAAUCAGAGAGAAGUACUAUCCCAAGUGGACCGAUGACUCUGACAACGAAGGGACCGCUGAAGCAACCAAGGCGAGGUCCCUCAAGAAUCGUGAAGCACCUCGCAAUCCUUCUACCGACGCGACUGCAGAAGACCAAAGCAAUGGUCUAGAAGGCGAAUAUGAGGAAAUGGUUGAGAUGGUCGAAAAUGUCCAAAUUGUCGAUAGAAUGGACGAGGGUGUGGACGUCGGCCUGGAGAUGCAAAUUCCGGAGGAAGGUGGAUUUGCCCAUACUAUAGCUCUCUCCUUUCGUUUCCGCUAG